AUGUUCUGGAGUAAAGGACCGGACAAAACUGAAGCUGCGAAAGAUAAGAAACCAGAAGCCCCGCCAUCCGCAGCAGCCAACACCAGCUCGCGCAGCGAUGUCAACGAGUUCGAUCCCGAUAAGCUCCCAACGCGGCGCAAGCUGCCAAAGGACUUACAGAAGAUCGUAGAUAAGGCCGACAAAGAUGAAAAUUUCUUUGACGAUCUCCGAGAAGGAUAUGCACAUGACUCUACCGAGUCCAACGUGCGAUAUGCCGCCUACGCAAACAGACUACGAACUAUUAUGCUCUCGGCCCAUCGUUAUGUGGCAUAUACUUCGGAUAUAGGAGAGUCCUUCAGGCCAGUCGCACAUCCGUGGCUAGUCAGAACCGCAUAUGGUAUAUCGUGGGCGUAUAUCUUAGGCGAUGUCUCGUACGAAGGAUAUAAGGCCUACUUGCACAACCAGCGGAAGAAAAACCCGCAGAUAGUGCUGUCAGAAAAGCAGCAGAAAAUCACUGGUUUACCGCCAACGCCACCUCCUGACGCUAAGCCCGAACCCGUGUCGCCUUUGGAAGAUUACCGCACCGUUAUGGUCCAACGAGCUCUCUUCCAGAGUCUCGCUUCGAUGGGACUACCCGCCUUCACGAUCCACAGUGUUGUCAAAUACUCGGGGAGGGCGUUGAGGAAUGUUAAGAAUCAAACAAUCAGAGUAUGGGGUCCCAUAGGACUCGGUCUCUCUAUUGUACCGUUCUUACCGACGCUUUUCGAUAAGCCGGUCGAAAAUGCUGUUGAAUGGAUGUUCCACAAGGGUUUUGAAGCAUACGGUGGCCAUAAGUACGUUGGCGAAUCUCCGACGACAGGACGAGAAGCCGCCUUGGCACAGAGGCCAAAUGCGCAGUCGAAGGAAAAGGAAUUGUAG
Daldinia vernicosa is the source of this 897-nucleotide messenger RNA. Its product is annotated as mitochondrial 18 KDa protein-domain-containing protein. Gene Ontology annotation, cellular component: mitochondrion. NCBI's taxonomy places the organism in Eukaryota, Fungi, Ascomycota, Sordariomycetes, Xylariales, Hypoxylaceae. The coding region runs from base 1 to 897 and encodes 298 amino acids. The record is from RefSeq and is a predicted model, not a curated record. Gene Ontology annotation, biological process: mitochondrial fission. The transcript is spliced from 2 exons.